CACAUCCACAGACACAGUGAAGAGGAGCGACGUCAGGGUAUAUUUCACCUCCGAGGAUUGGUGUGAGAGCCGUAUCUAUUCCUCAUCAUGAUCGUGCGAGAGGCACUAAUAUGGAUCACGUUCAUUGGAAUCCUAUGCACAGCCCGAUGCGAUCAAACCGAAAGGGAUAGGUGGUCGCGUCAAAUAACUAAUAGCGAGUGGAUUCCACUGACGAAUCCGCGGAACAGUCAAAUACAGCAGCAGCAGCAGCAGCAAAGCGCGCCCGCAGCAGCUUCGGCCGUCGACAGUAGCCCUCAAGCGGCUGGUCAAGUGCCGGCGGUUGCUCUUCCACCGGCACUUCAACAGCAGUAUCAAGACCAGCUCUUGCAGCUUCAAAAGACACAGGAGAGCAUUCAACGCCUACUGCAGCUGCAACAGCAGCUCAAAGCUCAGCAGCAAAUUUUGCAGUCCCAAGCCUAUCAGCCAAAUGCCUUCGGCAGUUCGGAGGAAGAAAAACAGGCUCUCCAUCAGACUACCAUCGUGAACUUGCAAACGUUGCCGCAGCUAGCACCCGAAGUUCUUGUGCCUCCAGUGCCAUCCGGAGAAGCUCUGCCACCUGUGUUCCAGCCACAAGAUUUUCUUGCCACCGAUGCUGAUCUGAAACGUACUCGAGGCGGACAUCACGGUUCUCAACGAGAUUAUCGCCCGGAAUCGAUAACGAGGCCCACCAGUCGACCGCGCGACGAUUCAAAGGAUUACCGAAUCCAGCAGAAGACACGUUUCGAGAGCACUCACAAGCAUAAAGAAGAGCCUUCCCACGUAAACUUCGUGACCCCGCCUACGAGUUCGGCAGUCGACGAAGAGAUUCAAUUAGUUUAUGUGCCCGCUGAAACAUUGGCACAGCGCGGUAAACUGCAGAGAGCGCAGAAUCGCAAGCUCCCUAGCAAAUAUCAUCAGCAUCACUCUGAAAGUUCAUCUACUCCAUUAACACCUCACGAUGCUUAUGCCCGUGAAAUUUUGCAACAGUUGCAGCGCCAACACGAUGAGAAAAAUCAAUUUUUAACAGUUGAGCGAGAAAAAGAAAUAGCGAGAUUGCAUGCGGAGCAACUUGAGCUGGAAAAACAGGCACGAUUGCACCAGGAGACCGUGAGAAAAGAACAAGAAUUAAUGAGACAACGCGAGGCCGAAAAGAAGAGAAAAGAAUUGGAAAAAAUUGAGGAAGCAUCACGACAGAGAGAAUUGCAGAGAAUACGAGACAUUAGAGAAAGAGAGCGCAAAGAAGAACGUAGAUUAUCCGAACUCAAAAUUAAGCAAGAAGAGGAAAGGAGAAGAGAACUCGAGAGAUUUUCAAAUUAUCAAAAAGAUCAAGUGAACGAAGAAGUUGCUAACCAACAGUUAGCUGGCGUUCAAUCUCAAAAUUACGAGAUCGAGCAGCCUCAUGCUCAAGCAUUCGUACACAAUUCUCCAUUCCAUCAACAUUUGACGGAAGUAACUAGCAAGAAUGUAAAAAAUACCAAACCACGCAACAAACCGCGAAACAAGUUGAAUCAAUAUCAAGACGAUCAGCAGGAUUAUCGCCAGCCUACGGAAACGCAAACAUUACCUCCACCAAAUCAACCGCCGCUUUCUGUUUUCAUGGGAGAUUCCUUCUCUGACCAUAAUCGUAUUAGACUAACCGACGUAUUAAAGACCCUAAAGAGUGCAAGAACGAUUGCAGUAUUGGAUAAUUUUGGACCGGAAACUCCGCGAGUGUUCGUAGGUCCUAGACACUUGGAGCCUCCACCAGGUUAUGCCAAAUUCGAAUUGCCUUAUUUGUCGUCGAUCGAGAACAAUCGCGUGGAGAGAAAAGUUGACAAAUUGCCCUUCUUUGUGGCGCCUCUGAGCUUUGAACCACCGCCGGGUUACUCGAAAAUUCCUUUCCCUGCUCCACACAUCGGCUCGGUAGUAAUCAACACUUUGGAAAACGUCGAGGUCAAGUCGCACGUCAAUCAAAGUCCGAAUCUGAAUCCGUUGAUCGAGCCAAACGCUUACCAAGUCGUAAGUAACUCGCCAUCCCCAACCUACGACGUGAGUACGACAGCCUCGUACGCUCCUGAGCCCAUUACACCCAGGUAUGAGGUGUCAUCGUCGUUGCCCCCUAGUCAGUCAACUACCAAAUGGAGAUUCCAAGAAUUCUACGAGAAUAAGCCUUCGACGGAGAAAUUACAAACAGUGACGGCUACAACCUAUCAGGAUGAGAGAACAUCAACCAGUAAACUUGAGAGACCAACUAAAACUCGAAAUUAUUACAGUCAAAAUGAAGUGUCAACCACACCAAACUAUUACAGCCCAAAGACAAUAUCGGCAUUCUCUUACGAAUCAAUUCCGCAAUCUACUCCAGUUUACAACCAAGAACACAACGCUGAUACUCAUUUUGUCAAUCAGAAUGCCAACCAUCACCGACCUCAUUUUCCCGAUCCAGUACCAGCGAUUCAAAGGUAUCCAGUCGAUCCAACCGGGCACACGGUGACUAAUACUUACUUUCUGAACCAAUCACCAAAUUAUGAGGAGCAAACUCAAUACAAUCUGCCAGCUGAACUUCCAGCUAUUUCACCACAAUUGCCAGGCUUAGUUAAUGCACUUGUAGAAAAGACUGAACUAUCCAGUUCCAUUCAAACGCCAACAACUCCACCGACAACAACGACCACUACAACUACCACGACAGAAACUCCAACGACUACCUACAGACCGCGCACUCGACUCAGGGGUAGAGUGACUUCGAGUCGAGCAACGACGCUGUCGCCACCGACUAGAACAACUGCCGAUAGAACUAGGCGACCAAUCAAUAGAUCCAGAUCGAAGUAUACGACGACAACCGAGGAUUACCAUGAUUCAUCGUACGAUCCUACGAAGAGAACUCCUGUGACCAGUUCGAGAUACGACGACAAUGAUAUGCGCUCGUUAAGAAGACCCACAGUUCGUAAUCACAACUACAAGCCCAGAGAGGAAGAAACCAAAGAGUCUAUCCAAAGUCAGGUUGUCGAUUCAAACGAGCCGAGCGAGCAAGGUCAGCAAGAGCAUAGUACGGCCUAUGAGAACGUAUCACAAAUCGAUGCGGCCAGUUCUACUGCUUCCGCGGCCGCCGCAGCGGCGCCCCUCAAUAACCAGCGCAUCUCCGACUCCUUACUGCCACUUGCCGGACUCGAGUACUCGCGCAAAACCAACCUCGCCUCCAGCGAUGAAGCACCCAUUAAUGGAUUCGACUAUAGAACACACGAGAUCUCACCCUCGCCAUUGCACAACAAAGACUUCGGCGGAUAUCACAGACCCGGUAAAACCGAGAGUGUAGUCUUCCAGCCUAUCGCUGGCACCGACGGCCCCAAUGUGCAGAGAUCUCAUUUGCAAGAUUUCUCACCCGUCUAUCAUCCAGUGCCAAUCCAAGGCAACUUUGGCAAAGCCGACACUCCCAGGCCUGUAUAUAAUAACGACGAGGAGCAACCGGUUUUCUUGCCGAUACCUCAAGAUAAGCCGGACGAUUACGCCUACGUUACCGUACCCACAACGACAACAAUACCAACAACAACAAGUACAACAACAACGACAGAAGCUCCAGUGAUAAUCCGUCAACGAGUGCGCGGACGUCUUAGUGGUCGACCGAGUCAACAGGCCGACUCGGCCAUCCAGACACGACCACGUGGCUCACACGACGAAUAUGUGCGAUUUAGUGCGGUGAAUCAGGAUGCAAGUAACAAGCCAACAACGUCAAGACCACGAUCGAGGCAAAGGACGCGCACGCAACAUCAGCAGAAUUCUCCGAUACAGACUAACGGAGGUGAGUACGUGAGGUUCCAAGCAGCGGCACGUCGACCAACUACCACCACUGCAUCGCCACCGACCACAAAGCCAACCGAAGAACGACCCAGUGCCGACGAGGAGGACAGCUAUGGUUUCAUUAGGACGCCUAAUUACAAUGUUGUACAGCAGACUGAAACGACGCACUAUCAAAACGUCGAGACAAUCGAACCACCAUCGACAACCGAAACCAGUCAGUCGCAAGCUCAACUUUUGAAAAGCCGUCAAAAGUUGUAUUCUGCAACUCGACGUCCAUCAAGUUCUCGUAUAACGACGACACCACAUAGCGACGACGUAUAUACCGUUCGCUCAAGAGUUCGUGGUAGUCAGUCCGACGAGGCCAAGCCAAUCAAAGCACGUACCAGAUCACGUCGUCCUGGCUCUAGAAGACGCACCACCACUACUACUGAGAGUUCAGUCGAUGCCAAUAAUGAGCUUCCCAUUGAUGAAAAUUAUCCAAGACAAGAAAAUGCCAGAGGCGGACGACCGGACAUUAUGGACGAGAACUAUCCACAAGAAUUUGUGCUGAACUAUGGAGCAUCACAGUCUUACCAUCGAGAUGAAUACGAGCCAUCCCAAGUAGCUAACGAUGCGCCACGACGCCAGCAGCAUUCGUCAUCGCGCCGACCUUCCGGCGACAUUUAUGGCGCCGAAAGUCAAUGGUCUACCAAGCUGUCAGGCAAUUCUUUCCAGCCGAGCAGCUACACGCCAAACCAAGCAAACGACAAUUCAGACAAGUCUGUGGAGGCCGAGGCUGGUGACAAGGCCGGUGAUUUGCCGGAAAUCAUCACCGCAGGACCCGAUGUACCUUCCAUUACUGUCCUCGUCAGUUCCGACAGUGAUAAUAACGAGGACACCAGUACCGAGCAACAGCAACCCAGCUCCAGCGAGGAGUCCGCUGGCAAAAUGAUGCAAACGAUGAUUGACUUUGGCAAGAAAAUGAACGCCGACGAGGAGGCAGAUAAUGUGACAACCACACCUGCCGCACCUACUCAUAGUUCGACUGAGAAUUUACCCACUCAGGAGUUUAAUAAACCUAGUAGCGCUACUUUUAAGAAGGCUGGGUUGAGAAGAAGGCGAGUGAGAGUACGCGUAAGGCCAGCUGGUACCAGUUCAGAAGAUUUUGUCACUGCCGAGUCUCAAAGUUACGACUCAUCAUUGAACAAUCUACCACGAGAGCCACCCAAAUUCCGUAACUUUUACUUGACCACGGUACCGACAACAAGUGCAUCGGCCACCACCGCAACCACGACUACGACUAUGGAAACGCCGCAGACAGAAAAAUCCGCUUUCGAGGCUUUCCUUGACAAAAUGCUCGGUGACAACAAGGACAGGUUAACCACCUCUGAACCCGAAGUCAUCACCACUACUAUUGAUCCCGAUGACUCAUGGAUGAUUAUGCCAACUAUUACUCCAUCUGACGAAAUUCGCGAAGAGUCAACAACGACUGUAAGACAGACGGAAGAGGAUAAUACCGAAGUUCCGACCACACCUUCAUGGACAACCACGAUAGAAGCCCAGAAGUCGACGAGCGGCAACACGAUGAUGGCGACAAUGACAACUACGCCGAAAUUCGAAGAGAUCAAAAGCAAUAGUGGCGAGAACGUUAUCCAGUCGCUGAACCAAGAAAACUCGCUGAGGUAUUUCGUGACAAAGAGUCCAGCAUUCAACGAGUAUUUGCGCAGCCAAGAACAGGCAAAAGCCGUCGAAGGCAACGCCGAAUAUCCAAAGAAUCACAGAAGCAAGUGGAGCGAGGUACGCUAUCCUAGUGACAAGUCUCUUUUCGGUAAAUGGGUUCCCAAGAACCAAACUGAAGAGAAACAACAACAGCAACAACAGCAGCAGCAGACUGAAGAAAACGAUUCCAGUGUAACCGAUUACGUGAAGGCUAUCUUUGAAAGCAUCAAGAGUGCCGACGAAGAACAUCACCAGAAAGCCAAACUCACCGAGCAACAUAGUCCUAGUACCACUAAUAGCAGGCAGGACAAAGAACUUUUCAAAGCCGAAAGCACCUCUUUCAUUCCCACCGAAGUAAAAACUUCCGUGUCGUCGUCUAGCAGAGUAGUCUUCCAACCGCUCGCCAGUAAUGAUAACCUGACUACAAGCACGACUGAGUCUGCUACCUUCGGACCGUUCGUGCCGUCCAUGAUGUCCGAUAAGCAGAUUGGCCCUGUGAAGAAGAGCUCUUUCGAGACGAAUCUUGGCAAGAUUCUCAGGACGUCCACGACGACCAAAGUUUCCCAUAUGACCGAGAUCUGUUACCGCGGUCGUUGCGUUAUGUCUAAGCCCAAAAAGGACGGAGUCUCGAGAUGAGCCUCCGAGAUUUUUGCCGAAGUAAAAGUACAGCUGCCAGUCACUUACGUAACGAAUGAAUUAUUUGAGGAUUAAUGUCACGCUCAAACUCUGCUUUUUUAGCAGAUAUCGAACGAAUUCGCAUUUCACACGCCCACAUGAGCACUGUUACUAUUUAUUUAAUUUGAAAUUCGAUCAAUUUAUCGUACGCGCAUGUCCACAACGAUCAUUACAUGGAAAUCGAAACUACGUUGUAUAAGCUACGACCUAAUUUGUGGCAGCCGAGUGUGCCAAAAAAAGCAUUCAUUGGAAAUACACAAAGGCAAGCAAGAGAAAGAAGUGCAGUAUGAGUAGGAUACGGAUAGUACCUACAUGAGUUGCGUACUUCUCGUUUGAGUACGCCUAUGUUCAAUCGUUAUUUAUUCCGCUCGACAAAACGUUGGUCCUCCGACCCACGGUAAUAGAUCGCCUAGAGAGAAAGUACAUGUCUCUCAGUGAAAAUACCGUACGCCACAGGACCCCUAGUAGAGCUUUAAAGGGCAUCAACUGUCUCCGUUGCGAUUGAAAUGGAUUGGGAAAAGCUAUUACUGAGGAAUUAACGCAAUUUUAGUCUCCUUCAAUUAUACUUGUAUAGUCCUUAUUAAAGUCUAAGAUACUUUCUACUGAUUAAUUAUUAAGCGUAUUAUUUUAUUCAUUACUUAUGUAAUUCGUAACUUUAUCUUUUUACUCUCGAGGUUUUUCUUACUAAUUCUUUAAUUUUUUCCAUUUUACUCCAUUUACUGCUAUCUUAGUGGAAUUUUGUAUAAUAGCUUGUAAGCCAACGGUGUUGAAUGCAUUUUCUUUAAAAGGAGCUUCAUAGACAUCCAGACGUAGAAGAUCUGUCUUUCAUUGUACGAAGCGAAAGCUCAGUAAGCUUCUGUUUCCAAAAUAAAAAUAUGGUCAUACGAGUUUUUGUAUUUAAUAAACGCAUGCUCACACGAGCAAUCUGUAAGUAUAUACUUACCGAGAACAUUUA
This is a messenger RNA of Phymastichus coffea, 7117 nucleotides long. Its product is annotated as mucin-2. The transcript has 11 exons. Lineage: Eukaryota; Metazoa; Arthropoda; Insecta; Hymenoptera; Eulophidae. The record is from RefSeq and is a predicted model, not a curated record. The coding region runs from base 88 to 6123 and encodes 2011 amino acids.